This is a messenger RNA of Tachysurus fulvidraco (yellow catfish), 2443 nucleotides long. It is a transcript of the gene bpifcl, whose product is annotated as BPI fold containing family C, like. The coding region runs from base 698 to 2158 and encodes 486 amino acids. Gene Ontology annotation, molecular function: lipid binding. The record is from RefSeq and is a predicted model, not a curated record. NCBI's taxonomy places the organism in Eukaryota, Metazoa, Chordata, Actinopteri, Siluriformes, Bagridae. The transcript has 15 exons.
GGUGACCGACUGGCUUCAGAAUGAACUGAGUAUAAUUACACUUCCAGAGAUCACAGGGAGCAUCGAUAUUAUUUUCGGCUCCAUUCACUACUCCCUGCAUGAGAAAUCCAGUGGAAAUUACCCAACUAGAGACACUCAGCCUACAACAGGAAGAAAUAAUCAGUCUUUCAUGAACAACUGAUCUCUCUCCAAAACACUAACUUCAUCCUCAUGCAAGCCUUUCACGCCACACCCAGCACCAGGCCCAAACCAGUUGAAAUGGGGAUCCAUGAAAGGUUUGAUGGUACAGCAGAUUGCAGAUUGGUUACCUGAGACAGUGAGGCCUACCAUGAGGACAAAAUGUGUGUUCAUGAUGUCCCUGCUUUGGGACAGCAACCACCAGGUUCAUAGCUCCUACAAUUACUUUUCUAAUCUGAUUCAAAAGGUCUUCAAAUAUCCAGCAGGAGUUCAGCAUGUAUGAACUCAACUGCUGCAGUGAAGUUCAGCACUUUUGCUGCCCAGAGUGGCCAGAAUGAUGACACACUCCCAGACAUUUUCGAGAUGGUAUAAACCCAGCACUCCAGCCCAGCAGCAAUCAAUCUGGAUAAUCUAAUUAGGUCACAGCAUCAACCUCUCUGAACCAAAGCAGCUGGUUAAAAAUGAUUGCCAGAGACACAGCAAUUCUCAGGCUCUGGCUCUACUGUGGCCAGGCUGGUCAAUGAUGCUCCUCAUACCUAGAGAAACACCAACCCACCAAGGGAAACCUGAGUCCUUGUCUUCAAAGCAUUGCCUGCUUGACAGAUUUGCAAACUGCACAUAUUUCCUUGCAGCUCUAGUUGACUUGGGCUCCAUCAUCAACAUGAUCUCUAAACAGCUGGUUAAGGACCUCUAUCUGCCCAUCUUACCAUGCACCACCUCUCUGUGGCUCACCGCCAUGGACAGCCAACCUAUCAGCAUCAGCAUGACCAUUGUACGCUGCGAUUUGCCAGAGCCCUCUGUAUCCUUUUCAGAAGGAACAGGUAUGUCUCUCAAAUUGCAGGGACUCUCCCUCGCCAUUACUGGUCGCUGGAACACUGACUUUGGCUUCAUACAUGAUGGUGGUUGGUUCGAAAUGGCUGUUUAUACCAUCAAUCUCGACGCAUUGUUGGAGUUUCAGGACACUGAAGAGCACCUUUACAUUUCUACUGGCAUGUGUAUCGCCGAUGUAGCAGAUAUUCAGUUAAAUUUCCAUGGUGGUGCAAGUUUUCUCUUUCAGAAAUUUGUAGAAAGGUUCAGAGGACAAGUUAAAAAUUUGGUGCAACAACGGAUAUGUCCAGAAUUUCAGAAAGGAAUUGAAACUAUUGACAGGUCCCUGGCUGCAUCUGAUGUGAUUGAGUUUGAUUCUUAUGUAUAUUUGAAUCUUUCGCUGACUGAUUCGCCUGUUGUGUUUGACAGUGGAUUUGAAUUACAUUCAAAGGGUGAAUUUUACAGUGCUAAAUCUCCUUCUGAGCCACCAUUUUCUCCUCACUAUUUUAAGCUGCCAUGGCAAGCAGAUUACAUGUUGUCAGUGGGUAUGUCCGAUUUCUGCAUUAACUCAGCAACAUAUGCCUAUCUCAAAUCUGGAGUGCUGAGUAUCAACAUCACAGAUGGCAUGAUCCCCAAGUCCUCACCUAUUCACCUGAACACAAGCCAGUUUGGAUUCCUGAUUCCUAAGCUCCCCAAGUUGUAUCCAGACAUGGAGAUGGAAGUACUGCUGUAUGCCAGUGAUACCCCACUUAUUUCCUUUAAUCAAAACGUGAUCAAUGUGAACUUGUCUGCUGCAGGCAAAUUCAGUGCUAUCAAGACACCCACUCAUUUAAUCCCCCUCUUCAGACUGGAUAUGCAAUAUUCUUUUAAUGCUAAAGUCUGCAUCGACCAGCAGCUGCUGAAGGGUGUUUUGGAAAUGAAAAAUUUGACCAUGCUGCUUGGAUCGACAGAGAUUGGCGAAUUCGAAAUUGCACCAUUUGAGAAUUUGAUGAAGACUAUAAUGAGCAGCAUUGUACUUCCGAAGCUGAAUGCCCAGCUGAAGGAAGGCAUUCCUUUGCCGAAUGUGAAGGGUUUCAGCAUGAAUAACUCAGUGAUGACCAUUGAAAAUGGAUUUUUGUUUCUUGCUGCAGACAUCAAUAGUCCCUUCCAGUACCUGAAAUCAGGCAAACUGUAACAACUGGACAUAUUUGCAUAAUAAGAAAUAAUCACCAUCAUGACGAUAAAUAUUUGUGAGUCUGCCAUUACUGUUGCAGACAGAUUUCAUUAAUCAUUUGUAAAAUAAAAAUACACUGUCAAGUAACCAUUUCCAAACCAGUUUGCUGUAUUGUAUUGUUGAUUCUAGAACAGAUAUUAUCUGAUUAUCUUAUCCAUCAAAUCAGCCUGUUUAUUCUUCAGUGUAUUUUUUUUAUGUCUAUGGACUGUUCAAACACAAGCCAUAAAUUGUUCUAUUAGUUUUCAA